AUGGCCGACGAAAAGAUCACAUCCAGUGUCGAGCAUGCCUCCGACAAUGGCGAUGCCUUCAGGCACAAUGACAAGGAAGCGAACCAUAUCGUCGCCAGUUGGCGCGAGGGAACGGACGCAGAGAAGAGACUUGUUCGAAAGCUUGACUGGCGCAUUCUGCCGUGCACAUGGGUCCUGUAUACGCUUGGAUAUCUUGAUAGAGCCAACAUCGGCAACGCAAAGACGGGAGGUCUAGAGCGCGAUUUUGGCCUGACGGACUCCCAAUACUCCAUCAUCGUCCUCCUCUUCUUCGUUUCAUAUCUCAUCUUCGAAGUUCCUGCCAACAUGCUUCUUACACGUGUACGACCCAGUGUAUUUCUUCCCGGCUUGGGGCUCCUUUGGGGUACCUUUGCCGCCCUCAUGGGCUCGGUGCAGAACUGGCAGCAGCUUGCGGGCAUGCGAUUUCUGAUUGGAUUCGCUGAGGCUGGGUUUGCCCCAGGCUGUGCCUUCUUCCUCUCCUCCUGGUAUCGCCGGUACGAGCUGGCGACGCGCUACGCGAUCCUCUAUACCUCAGUGCCCAUUGCCGGCGCCGUUUCUGGGCUCCUGGCCGGCGUCAUAACUGAUCACAUGGAUGGGGUGUCUGGCCUUGCGGGCUGGAGAUGGCUCUUCAUCCUUGAAGGCGUCGCGUCCAUCUGCGGCGCCAUCGUUAUUUUCUUCCUUAUGCCCGACUACCCUUCGAACAGCAAGCGGUUCCUCUCCGAAGAAGAGAUGGUUCUCGCAUGCAAUCGUCUCUCCGUCGACGGCAUUGCUCUCACUCAGGGUACCGGCAGCGAGCAGAUCCCCCACUGGGUCGCCUUCAAGAUGGCCGUCAGCGACUGGCGCGUCUGGGCGCAGUGCCUUCUUUUCACUCUAGUUACCGGCUCCCAAACGAUGCAGUACUUCAUCCCGACACUCGUGAAAAUGUUCGGAUGGUCAGGACCCUCUGGACAAUACCACACCAUCCCCGCUUACGCCGCCGCCCUUGUCUACGUGGUCGGCUCCUGCUAUCUUGCCGACAAAUACAAGGCGAAGUGGCCCCUAAUCUGCAUCCUUUCCGGCUUUGGCUGCAUCCUCUUCAUCGUCGUAUCCGUUAUCCAGAAUCGUAUGGCGCAGUACGUCCUCACCAUCUUCGCCUUUGGGACUAUCUACGGGUGCUCGCCGCUGGUGAAGACGUGGGUCUCCGACGUGAUACCCCAGCCGGCAGCCAAGCGUGCGGUGGCCAUCGCACUCAUCAAUGCGAUAGGCAACGCAUCCAGCAUCUAUGCGUCAUGGCUCUGGCCCAAUAAGGAUGCUCCGAGGUACAUCGCUGGAUUUGCAACGACAACAUCGUGGUUGGGGGUUCUUUGCGUAUGUACGUAUGUGUUCUCGAGGCUGUUUAAGAAGUGGCCGGUCGAGCGUAUGGAUCAUGGCGAGACCAUGGCCGCAGAGAUGCGGGCGAGAAGGGAAAGAGAUGAGAAGGCGGCAGCGGCGUAG
Didymosphaeria variabile is the source of this 1491-nucleotide messenger RNA. RefSeq lists its product as uncharacterized. The transcript has 4 exons. Gene Ontology annotation, molecular function: transmembrane transporter activity. Bases 1 to 1491 code for a protein of 496 amino acids. Gene Ontology annotation, biological process: transmembrane transport. NCBI's taxonomy places the organism in Eukaryota, Fungi, Ascomycota, Dothideomycetes, Pleosporales, Didymosphaeriaceae. Gene Ontology annotation, cellular component: membrane. The record is from RefSeq and is a predicted model, not a curated record.